UGCUAUUCUUUAAGCUCCAUCCAAACAUGUUGGUUUGGGUAAAUUAAUGAGAAAGAGGCCAUAAAAAUAAUCAUAAAAGUAUUGAAUCUGGUCAUGUACAGAUGAAUAGAAGCCUCUAUAAGAAUCAAAUCAGUGGUCUACCAAGAUCCAAAUGAGGGUCUUGAGAAUUCAAAAUGGGAAGAGCUCCAUGUUGUUCCAAGGAGGGACUCAACAGAGGGGCUUGGACGGCUCUUGAGGACAAAAUUCUCAGUGAUUAUAUCAAGGUCCAUGGGGAAGGAAAGUGGAGGAACAUUCCCAAGCAGGCUGGUCUUAAAAGAUGUGGGAAGAGUUGCAGGCUUAGAUGGUUGAAUUAUUUGAGACCAGAUAUCAAGAGAGGCAACAUAUCGCUGGAGGAAGAAGAUCUCAUCAUUAGGCUCCACAAGCUCUUAGGCAACAGAUGGGCUCUAAUAGCUGGGAGGCUUCCAGGGCGAACAGACAAUGAAAUCAAGAACUACUGGAACACAACCUUGAGGAAAAAGGUGAAUGGGAAACAACCAAAUCAUGAGUCUAAAGACGAGAAGAAGAAAUCAAGAAUCAAAGAGUCUAUCGAGAAGAACCCGCCACCAUCUACUAUGGUUGAAUCCCAAGUGAUUCGAACAAAGGCUUCACGCUGUAAUAAAGUUUUCAUCUCACAACCCCAAAAACUCCAAAACCUUGACAAUGGAGUUGCAGCAAAAGAAGACUCCAUGAAUUGCAGACCAAAGGCCAUUCCCUCAAACACUUCCGGAGAAGAUGAUUCCUUUAACGGCACCAUGGACUUUGAUGUGGGGGAGUUUUUCAUGUCUGAUAUUUCAGAUUCAGACCUCUGGAAGCUGUUCCAGUUUGAUAACAACAGUAAUACUGUAAAGGAAGAUGGCAACAACAAUGACGGUUUUCCCUUCUCUUCUGCAGACCAGCCUGGUCUAUUCUCUGAGGAAAUGAUCAAAGACUGGAUCAGGGAUGAUGAGUCUUAAUUAAUUUCUUCAAUCUCAAGAGCAUUUAAUUGGCUUGGUGAAGUAAUUUAAAUAAUCAAUAAUGCAUCCAUCAAACAAAGAACUUACUCAAUUUAGCUUGGUUUCUUUGAUUUCUCUUUUCCAAGCAUCUGUCAGUUUGUAAUGGGUUGUUGAGUUUGUUUAUAUUAAGGGGAAAAAAAAAAGGUACAAUGUACAAUAGAUGAUUCUCAAUUUCUCUCACUAUUUGUAAUCUUAUUGUAAGGUCCGCUGGAACUGAGAUAAUAUUCAAGAUUACACUAGCAAUA
This is a messenger RNA of Vitis riparia (riverbank grape), 1276 nucleotides long. RefSeq names its product transcription factor MYB1-like. NCBI's taxonomy places the organism in Eukaryota, Viridiplantae, Streptophyta, Magnoliopsida, Vitales, Vitaceae. Bases 174 to 992 code for a protein of 272 amino acids. The transcript is spliced from 3 exons. The record is from RefSeq and is a predicted model, not a curated record.